ACCUCACCUGCUUCAGUCUCACCCGCAUAUACUCACACAUUCACACCCGGCGUGUGACCCUGUUUGCUGUUCCCAUCUCCCCUUAGAUAGACACAGCUACACCUUCCCUCCCGCCCCCCCCUUUACACUCGACCACUCCGCUCGCCACUCUCUGCGAGCUCACAGUCGAAUUACAGGGCAGCAUCAAAAGAUAGACCUGAACACCACACACCUCUAUCACUACACUUAGACCCCUAGCCUCCUUCCCACCUCCUUCACACGCACACAAACACACACAUCAACAUGGCUCAAGCACAGUCAGUCGGUGUUCCCGCCAACAUCGCACCCGAUGCCAAGGGUCUCAAGGACUCUGCCGGUGCUCAGGCAGCCGCCUCUGAGAACACCGCCACCGAGAAGCGAGCCGUCAAGAUCGAGGGUGACCGUCUUCUGCAAGCCGGUGACAAGGACGCCGCUCAGGAGCUCGUCAACCUGGUCAAGGUCGAGGGCCCCGAGGUCCUCCACGACGUCGGCAUCGAUGCCCUGAUCAAGAAGGGUCUCGCUGACAAGAAGAAUGCAUCUGCUCGUGAGGGUGCCUGCGUCCUCGUCGGCCUGCUCAGCAAGGAGGGCGUUGGUGCUCAGGCUGAGCCCUUCAUCGUCGGCCAGACCUUUGAGACCCUCGUCGAGGCUCUCGGUGACAAGGAGAAGGCUGUCCAGACUGCCGCCAAGGACGGUCUCACCGCCUUUGUCACCAACAUGAGCGGUUGGGCUGUGCCCCAGAUCCUCAAGGUGCUCUUGCACCAGAUGAAGACCGCCGGAAAGUGGCAGGUCAAGACUGGCUGUGUCCACCUCCUCGUUGAGCUGGUCACCUCCGCCCCCGACAGGAUCGCCGCCCACAUGCCCGACAUCAUCCCCGUCAUGGCCGAGGUCAUCUGGGACACCAAGACCGAUGUGCAGAAGGCUUCUCGUGCUGCCCUGACCAAGCUGUGCCAGCUAGUCUCCAACAAGGAUAUCGAAAAGUUCAUCCCUGCCCUGAUCCAGUCCCUGAUCCACCCCGUCGAGGAGGUCCCCAAGACCAUCAUGCUCCUCGCCGCCACCACCUUCGUCCAGGAAGUCGACUCGCCCACCCUCGCCCUCAUUGCUCCUCUGCUCGCCCGAGGAAUCAACGAGCGACCCACCGCCACCAAGCGUAAGGUUGCCGUCAUCAUUGACAACAUGGCCAAGCUCGUCGACAACGAGCGAACUGUGCGACCUUUCCUGCCCAAGCUCCUCCCCGGUCUGAUCAAGAUGGAGUCGGUCAUGUCCGACCCCGAGGCUCGUGGUGUUAUCCAGCGUGCCAUCGCUACUCUGCGAUCCGUCGGUCAGGUCGAGGGUGACGGUUCCGAGGUCAAGCCUCUGGACGACGUCGACCUCAAGGCCACCACCGACAUUGUCAAGAAGGAGCUCACCGCCAACAAGCUCACUGGCCCCGCCGCUCUCGUCUCUUACAUUGGUCAGCUCUCGACCAACCUUGCCAACGCUCGUAACUUCGAGGCCACCGAGUGGGACUCGACCCUCAUCCCUUACAUCUCCCUGCUCAAGGGUGCCGAGCACGACAAGUCUCACAAGAUCACUCGAUCGCUCCUUGGCCAGCUCGCCAAGAGCACCGGUGAGGAGGCCGAGGUCUUCGAGGACGAGGAGGAGGGUGAGGACUUGUGCAACUGUCAGUUCUCGCUGGCCUACGGUGCCAAGAUUCUGCUCAACACUGCCACUCUGCGUCUGAAGCGUGGUCACCGUUACGGUCUCUGUGGACGAAACGGAUCUGGAAAGUCGACGCUCAUGCGCGCUAUCCAGAACGGCCAGGUCGAGGGUUUCCCUUCGCCAGAAGAGGUCCGAACCUGGUACGUCGAGCACGACUUGGACGGUUCUGAGGGUGACAUCUCCAUCUUGGACUUCAUCGUUGCCGACAAGCGUCUCAAUGUCAACCACGCCGAGGCUUCCAAGACCCUCCUCGAGAUGGGCUUCGACUCUGAGAAGCAGGCUGGCCCCAUUGCUGCUCUCUCCGGUGGUUGGAAGAUGAAGCUGGCUCUUGCCCGAGCUGUGCUGUUCAAGGCUGACAUUCUGCUGCUCGACGAGCCCACUAACCACUUGGACGUCGUCAACGUUGCCUGGAUCACCAACUACCUCACCAGCCUCACCAACGCCACCUCGAUCAUCGUCUCGCACGACUCCGACUUCCUCAACAAGGUCUGCACUGACAUUCUGCACCUGAACCGAUUCAAGAUCAAGAGGUACCCCGGUAACUUGGCUGACUUUGUCAAGCGUGUGCCCGAGGCCAAGGCUUACGCCGAGCUCAACACCGGAGAGGACUACUCCUUCAAGCUGCCCGACCCUCCUCUGCUGGACGGUGUCAAGACAAAAGAGAAGUCGCUGGCAAAGAUGCGUGACGUGCACUUCCAGUACCCUGGCACACCUGCUCCUCAGCUCAACGGUAUCUCCAUGCAGCUGUCGCUAAGCUCUCGUGUCGCCAUCCUGGGACCCAACGGUUCCGGUAAGUCGACCCUGGUCAAGCUCAUCGUCGGUGACACUGAGCCCAACUCGGGAGAGGUGUGGAAGCACCCCAACUUGGUCAUUGGUUACGUUGCCCAGCACGCUUUCCACCACAUCGACAACCACCUUGACAAGACUCCCCUGGACUACAUGCUGUGGCGAUACCAGACUGGUGAGGAUCUCGAGGAGCACCUCAAGGGCAGCCGUGAGCUGACCGACGCCGAGAAGGAGGCCAUGAAGAACGGUUCCAUCUGGGUCGACGAGACUGGUGUCAAGAGGGUCAUCGACGAGCUGGUCGCCCGAAAGAAGCUGAAGAACUCCUUCCAGUACGAGGUGUCUUUCAAGAACUUCUCUUCUGCCGACAACAUCUGGAUGUCGCGUGACGACCUGAUCAAGAGGGGUUUCGAGAAGAAGGUCAUGGCGCUCGACUCUCGUGAGGCCCAGCGGUUGGGUAUGAACCGACCUCUGGUGCGAAAGGAGAUCGAGAAGCACUUUGAGGACUUCGGACUCGAGGCCGAGUUCACCUCGCACAACACCAUGAGGGGUCUCUCUGGUGGUCAGAAGGUCAAGGUCGUCCUUGCCGCCGCCACCUGGCGCCGACCGCACGUGAUCAUCUUGGACGAGCCCACCAACUUCUUGGACCGAGAGUCGCUCGCCGCCCUCAUCCAGGCCCUCAAGACCUACGAGGGAGGUGUUGCCAUCAUCACCCACUCCAAGGAGUUCUCGGAGAACGUGUGCCAAGAAGUCUGGGCCAUGGACGGUGGUCAGCUGCGUGCUUCGGGACACAACUGGGUCGAGGGCCAGGGUUCCGGUGAGAGGCUGAAGAACAAGGACGAGGACGAGGACAAGUUCGAUGCCCUGGGCAACAAGAUUGUCAGUGAGAAGAAGGCCAAGAAGGAGUCGGCUACCGACAAGCGCAAGGCCCGAAAGGCCAGGAUGGCCAAGAAGGGUGGAAAGGGCGGUGACGACGAUGACUUUGACGACCUCGAGUAGAGUCCUCGCUUGUCAGCGUUGCAUUGCGUUGCGUCGCGAGAUAGAGACUAGAGGCGUGGUUUCCUAGGUUCUCCCCCUUUCUCUUUCUUUCACGUCUCGCCGUCUCCGGUCAUUCUCUUUAGAGCAUCAGUACUUUCUGUUUUGUUGUUCCGACUUCCUUGCGAUUUCAUGUCGAGUAGUGUCUUUCCUAAUACAUGCUGCUGCGAUUCUCUCCAAAGGCUC
This is a messenger RNA of Microstroma glucosiphilum, 3720 nucleotides long. Its product is annotated as putative YEF3-translation elongation factor eEF3. Bases 283 to 3498 code for a protein of 1071 amino acids. Gene Ontology annotation, molecular function: translation elongation factor activity; ATP hydrolysis activity; ATP binding. The transcript has a single exon. NCBI's taxonomy places the organism in Eukaryota, Fungi, Basidiomycota, Exobasidiomycetes, Microstromatales, Microstromataceae. The record is from RefSeq and is a predicted model, not a curated record.